AUGAAGACGAUGGUUGGUGAACAAGGGAUCAACAUCAGUGGUACCGCUGCAAACACGCCUACAACACCACAAAAUGCGGUACCGAAAGCUCCUGUCACGCAACAACAAUCGACUGGUCACAUGGGAAACUCAUAUGUGACAUUUAUGCGUGGCUGCACUGAACAACUUCGGCAAAUUGUCACGGAUGAAGUAUGGGUGAACACGUUGUUCGAGGCAACGGUCAUGCUCCAUCUGUGUUCCCAUCGUCUCUGGGAAAUGCCACAGCUGCCGUAUCAAACGUCUCAAAUUGCAAAUGUGUAUGAAAUCGCUUUACGGUUAACGGCUGGCUUCUGUGGAAAAAUCGAUUUUUUGGAACCUUAUCGUGGGAAUGGGCCUGGUCCUAACAUGUGA
Molecule: messenger RNA, 390 nt
Organism: Cooperia oncophora
Lineage: Eukaryota; Metazoa; Nematoda; Chromadorea; Rhabditida; Trichostrongylidae
Source: the annotation of a GenBank genome assembly